This is a messenger RNA of Lethenteron reissneri (Far Eastern brook lamprey), 7450 nucleotides long. Its product is annotated as FYN-binding protein 1-like. NCBI's taxonomy places the organism in Eukaryota, Metazoa, Chordata, Hyperoartia, Petromyzontiformes, Petromyzontidae. The record is from RefSeq and is a predicted model, not a curated record.
UUCUGUACUUUUGAGGCAUAAGCAAUUAGAAAAUAACACUCACUACCCACGGACAAAUUUUUUUUUGUUACACAGUGUACGCAGACCGGGGGAGAGCUGCAGCCAGCAGCAGCUGUGGCUGAAGAAGCAGCUGCAGCAGCAGCUGCUGCUGCUGCAGGAGCAGGAGCAGCAGCUGCAGGAGCAGCAGCUGCAGGAGCAGCAGCAGCUGCGGCAAGAGCAGCAGCAGCUGCGGCAGCAGCAGCAGCUGCGGCAGGAGCAGCAGCUGGAGGAGCAGCAGCUGGAGGAGCAGCAGCUGCAGGAGCAGCAGCUGCAGGAGCAGCAGCAGCUGCGGCAGAGAGGCGAAGACAACCGCAGCACUCGGCGACAGGACCCGUGCACGCAGACCGGGGGAGAGUUGCAGCCCGCAGCAGCUACAGAGAGGCGGAGGCAACCGCAGCACUCGGCUACAGCACUCGAGGUUCGAGACAUGGAUGAGUCGGAGGCUGCCAAGCUCAUCAAAGUGCAGAGGCCGGAACUGAAGAAGUGGAUUGGCAGGGACCCCACGUACCUGCUCGACUACUUGGAGAGCAGGGGUUUGAUCCUUCGCGACAAAUACCACGAGGCCAAAGACAUCAACGUGAAAGUGGAGCGCGCCGACUUUUUGAUCAACGAGUUCAUCGGCAGGGAUGAGUGCCUCAAGCUCUGGAGGGCUCUCGAAGGCCUACAGGACCACUACCCCCAGCUGAAGGAGUGGAUCUCAGCCUGUGCGUCAACCACACAUCACGCUUGUGACGGGAAGCCUGGUCACUCUAAUCAGCCCGACUCGAUUGCAUUGGAUCAAGAUGAACAGCAAAUCACGCAGAUUGAUUCCAAACAAAAUACUCGGGUCCCUGUAACUACUGCCCACCCACCACCAACCACCAACCCACCUCCCACCAACCCACCAGCCACCACCACCACCACCAACCACGAACCAACCCACCCACCACUGCCGCCGCCAAAUGAUGAGCCGCCGCAGGUCCACGAGAUGCCGCGGUCCAACGACGUCGUCUCGGACUACCUGCACAUGGAUUCCUCCAUCAGCGAGGCGAGCGAGAACCACGGGCGGAACGUAGAGGCCAAAGAGAACCACAGUCGUGAACGAGAGAAACUACGCGAUUCUGAACCUCCUAAAAAACCAACCCCUCGUCCACGUCGUGGGAGGUGGUAACAGGUGAAGUACAGGAUUUGCCGGACAGGGCGAAGUAUGGUGGGUGGUUCGACCACCUGGGCCGUUUCGGUAACCAUGAAGGCCUGUCUGGACGCAACCUGGAAAUUCGCUGGCUAACGGGGCACUGGUUAGCCACUUAGGCUAAGGGAGUAAACCCUGAUAAAAUCCCGGGCGGAUACCAAGUGUAUCCACUCCACCUCGGUGGGGCGGAUGAGCCACGUUCCAGAUGGCCAAUGGCAUAUGGCGGAGAAGCCACUGAAUAUCUGGAGCUUCAGGAAAAGCCGUCCAAUUGUCUUGCUUUUCUGCCUUGCCAUUGGACCGUGGCUUGGUUCCUGGUUAAGCCCGUGCAGUAGGCUGGUGUGCAACAGACACUGCAUGUAAAUUAAUUCACGCACUGGCACCCUCCAGGGAAACUGUGCUAUCGCACCACCACACUACACACCCAAAGUCUUUGGGCAAUUGGCAAGUGGCGAGUGGGGGAGGCCUAUGCAGCUAGAAGCUCCUAGUAAAAAACCAACACCAAGGCGAUAGCUAUUAGAAGGUUAUAGUAGUAGGUUUUUACCCUUUAAACUGGUACAAAAACUGACACCUUUAUACAAGGCAUCAUGUUUGCAAUAACCACAACACAAGCAGUCAAAAUGCAAACAAAAAUAAACAACUCUGAUAAUGAUAAUGAUAUGCACUGUCCUUGGAGUUGAUUUGUCCACACCCGAGACAGCUUUCUUAAAGCCUAGUCUCCAUUGGUGUUGGACCAGAUGACGCCAAAAGGUGUACAACUCAAAAACAGCGCACUAUCAGAGUAUUGAGAGCCUGGGGUAUUUUGCCACUGGUAAAGGAGGUCUCAUAGUGCAUUAGAAGGUUGUCGUGCACUCAGAUUAGGCAGGAGUGCAUCCCAGCAGCUGUAGCUGUGACUGAGCAGCCACAUAGAUCCAAUCUGCCUAGCAACAUCCUGUCUGGCUUACCGUGACCAGAGGGAGCAUCAAAAAUUGCGGUCGAAACAAAAAUAAAUAUAACCUAAAUAUUGGUUCCUGGAAUGUCAGGACCCUCACAGACAACUCAAACUCGCAACAUCCAAAGCGCUAAACAGCUCUUGUGGCGAGCGAGCUGAGACAAUUGAAUAUCCAUAUUGCCGCCCUCAGCGAAACUCGUCUGGCAUAUGAAGGCCAACUGACUGAGCAACGUGGAGGCUACACCUUCUUUUGGAAGGGUAAACCAGCACAUGAACGACGCCUGCAUGGUGUAGGGUUUGCAAUAGACAACGUGUUCAUCGACAGCUCAAGUGAACUUCCAAUUGGUAUCAAGGAGCGUUUUAUGACCCUACGUCCUGAAACUCGCAAAAGACCAACAUGUAACCAUCAUCAGCACCUAUGCACCAACACUGGACUCUGAAGAAGACACCAAGGAGACCUACUACUAUCAGCGAAACGUCGUACUACUCAAACUUUAAAAUGCUGUUGAUUCUCUCUUCAACACACCGGUGGGCUAAAGAAGUGAAUUAUUUUGUCCUUUGAAAAACGUGACACAUUUUUUACUGUUUGGCCGUGUCGGGUGGUGGAGGGUUACGACACAUUUAUACAUAACGCGAUCUGACCCAAAAACCUAUAUUAUAAUUCGAUCAGUGAUGAAUCUCAAACUAAACCACAAACACAUCAACCGACCAAAACUACAGAGGAAAAGACCCAGCAGUACAGGCCCGACUGAAAUAACAACUAGCUCAAAGACUCUGCACCAAACAGGCUUCAGGAAAAUAUUCAUAAGUACUGGACAUAACUGAAGACGGCAGUUAGAACCAGCUGUGAAAACACCAUUAGCUACAUAAGAAGGAAAAAAUAUGACUGGUUUGAUGACAACGACCAGGAAAUCACAGGCCUCAUUGACAGGAAGCAGAAAGCAUUAAUCGCCUGGGAACAACACAAACAGUCUAGACAGAAAAAAACAAUCAUAUAAGGAGGCCAAAUGGGAAGUACAAACUAAAAUCCGGGAACUCAAGAACUGGUUCAGAAACAAAGCAGAAGAAAUACAACAUCUUGCAGAUUCUAGUAACCCACAUACAUUUUUUCAAGCAACCAAAGUCGUACAUGGACCAUCAAAACAGGGCCUUGCACCACUCCAGUCUAAAGGUGGGACAGAAAUCUUCAAAGACAAAAGUGCAAUCAUCUCCCGCUGGCAGGAACACUUCAGCACUCUUUUCAACUGCAAUGCUGUUGUAGACGCUUCUAUAUUCAAUGGGAUUCCGCAACACUCUACCACUGAGGAUUUAGUUGGAGAACCAACGUUGCUUGAAGUGGCUUAAGCUAUCAAGCAAAUGAAAGAGAACAAAGCUCGUGGGCUAGACCAGAUUCCUGCUGAGAUUUACAAACAUGGAGGACAACGCCAACUAGAACACCUGCACUCCCUCAUGGCCAGGAUCCGGAAUGAUAAAGACCUUCCCAACGAAUUGAAAGAUGCCAUCAUCGUCACUGUCUUCUAAAAAUGUGACAAGUCAGACUGUGACAACUACAGAGAAAGCACUAGUGUAUAGUGUAGUGUAUAGCGCAGUGUAUAGUGCAAUGGAUAGUGUAGUGUAUAGUGUAGUGUAUAUGGCGCAGUGUAUAGUGCAAUGGAUAGUGUAGUGUAGUGUAUAGCGUAGUGUAUAGUGCAAUGGAUAGUGUAGUGUAUAGUGUAGUGCAUAGCGCAGUGAAUAGUGAAAUGGAUAGUGUAGUGUAUAGUGUAGUGUAUAGCGUAGUGUAUAGUGCAAUGGAUAGUGUAGUGUAUAGUGUAGUGUAUAGCGCAGUGUAUAGUGCAAUGGAUAAUGUAGUGUAUAGUGUAGUGUAUAGUGUAGUGUAUAGUGUAAUGUAUAUUGUAGUGUAUAGUGCAAUGGAUAGUGUAGUGUAUAGUGUAGUGUAUAGCGCAGUGUAUAGUGCAAUGGAUAGUGUAGUGUAUAGUAGUGUAGUAUACAGUGUAGUCAGGGACGUGCGGUGAGGCGAGGCAGGGAAGGCACAGCCUCGCCUGUUAUACUCCAAUGAAAAUAGCUGUUACGAGAAGUUAAAAAUAAUACAAUAAAAAUUUAGAUUCUUCCACUGAUCUGUGUUAUGUCAUUUCCGUAUGAUUCCAAAAAUUUUGAUAUUCAAAAUCGCCAAAUUUGCGGAGCUCCGCUGCAAAUACAGAGAGCCUCCCCUCUGAUUUUGCAACCCCUCAGAAACUGGAUGAAGCGCGGGCAAUAAGCGCGUGCCUGUUACUGUCUCUCUGUCAUUAUUGGAAUCAUACAGAAAUGACAUUUAUAACACAGAUCAGUGGAAAUUAGUUUUUUUCGUAACAGCUAUUUUCAUUGGAGUAUAUGACAGGUGUGCCUCCCCUGACCGUACGUCCCUGAGUGUAGUUUAUAGUAAUGUAGUGUAUAGUGCAGUGUAUAGUGUAGUAUACUAGUGUUGAGGUGCAAUUCACGACUCCGAGGCAGGUUGCUGUUAGGGGCUCACGCCAUGUUUAUUUAAGGGCUUACGCCGGACCAACACCCCCCUAGCCAAUAACUCCCCAGGGGACAGGGUACUGUGAUCCCUACACCCCGGCUAACUCGGCUCUCCACCUUGCCCCGGCCCGGGACCACCCCCAACCUCGGCCGGUUGGGCGGAGUAGCCUCCCCUAGCCUCGUGUGAGGACCAACUACCCGAGUCCCCACUCCUACCCCCGACGAACCCCGCUUCCAUCCCGGGUCCCCCUUUAAAUACCCCCGUGGGGCAUGACGUCACCAUCCUCCACGGCCCGCCUGACGUCACGUCCCGCAACGCCACUCUCUCUGAGGGCGCGCGUGACGUGACGUCACCCACUACACCUCUACAUCACCCCCCCGCCGUGAAAAAAACACAGCCAACCCGGCUGCAAUCACCCUGAGAGCGGGGACACACGUGCGCCCACUCGAACCCCACAACCUUAGGGCAGCACGUCACAUGAUAAAGUAAGAACAGGGCACCCCCCCGGACCAUGGAAAGAGGCCCCGUGGGUCGGGGAUGUAGAAGCCGGCCCGCCCCCGGCCGUCAGUGGAUACGCAUGCCUCUUAAGCGCGUGUGUUCAAAGUUCAUUUAUUUGGUAUAGCCCUGUGAGCCAUUCGGCUCUUGAAUCGGGUGCAACCGCAACAAACAAAAAACAAAAACAUGAACAAGAAAACAUCUUAAAGUGACUAUGUGCAAACAGAAAAUCCAAGAAAAGACAGCAAAAUAUUGCAGAAAAAUCACCGUACACCAACCCUGUGCAAAUAUCCCAGUGGGAUGCAAGUAAAACAACAACAACAACCACAAGACAACUUAGAUUAAGGCCAUCAGUCAAACUCUGUACUACAACAAACAAACAUGGCCAAACCAAAAAACUUUUCGAAAAUCACCAAAAUAAAGACAUAAAAGCAAUGAAACAGUGCAGGUCAUAGGAACUGUGACCGAAUUUUCACAAUAAACGACGUAAACAACACGUACUACCAAACUCUGCAGCCAUAGCUGGCUGCAUGAGUCACUCCACAACAGCAGCAGCAUCAGUCGGAGUGUGAGCCGCCGGCCUGCCACCCCGCACGGCCCCGGCCGUUGGAACCGGCGGCGCGCCGGCAGGAAGCGGCUGCGCCGCUGGCACAUCCACCAGUGUAGGCACCCCUGGCGGCGCUUCGGUGGGGGCACUGGCGACGCACCGCGGGCAGGCCGCUACUCCACGCGGCCUCGGCCGUUGGAAUAGGUGGACCGCCUGCCAUUGGACCGUGGCUUGGUUCCUGGUUAAGCCCGUGCAGUAGGCUGGUGUGCAACAGACCCAGGUCUGUUGCAGGCCCCCCCCACCCCGCAUUGCCCACCUGACGUCACGUCCCGCGACGCCACUCUCUCCGAGGGCACGCGUGACGUGAUGUCACCCACUCCACCUCUACACCAGAGGUCGCAAUCGGGUACCCGAUACCCGUACCCUACCCUGAUGGACGUGAAGCGUCGUCAGUGGUUGCCUUCAACUGCCAACGCUGCUCUUUCGGAGUGGUUUCUCCUCCCUCCUGCCUUUUCCAAAAAAAUAAUUAAGAGUGAUAUCGCCUAUUUUUUACGUAAUAGUUCUUUUUUUCUAUCUGGAUUUAGCGCGUUCUAAAAAACACACCGCCAUAAUGGAGGCCUGUGAACUCCCUUGAGACAACAAAGGCUAAAACAGCACCCCCUGCUGCAUCGCCCUCUGGAGGUUGAUAACACUGGUCAACAAAAAAAAUAUUUUUUUCUGGCCUGGACUUUUGCAGCUGUUUUAGACUAAUUUCAGGGUGCCGAUUCCAAAUCUGAUCUCAGAUUUGCUUUAUCACAUCUCAUUUUUAGGUAUAGGCAUACUCCAUCUUCAUUGAUUUUACCCGAAAUUAACGCCGUCACUUAUGAUUGCAAGUUGUUGCGAGUCAGUGACUGCUUUAGUGUUAAAAUAUGGUGCUGUAUUUUUAGGAUAGUGUGUUUAUAAUAUCAUUUUAUGUAGAUAUCCACAUUAGUUUAAUAUUUUUCUUCUGCAGUUUUAAUUGAAAAUGCAAUAUUUGAUAUCUAAAAAACCUGAUGUGAUAGACAAAAACUAAUGCCAGAUUUGGAAUCAGCACCCCAAAAUUACAUUAAAACCGUUGGAAUACCUUAUGCCAGAAAAAGUGUGUUGACCAGUAUUAUCCACAAGCCUUGGCUUGGGAAGUUGUAAGGUUGGAUUGACCACCACCAAAUAGGAAUAUUUUCAAACAUCAUGGUAUUAACGUUAACUUGAUGAUAUGUAUAUGAUGAUGUACCUCAGAUCAAAAGGUUUAAUAUGACUAUUUUGUAUAUUUUUAAUUAACAAUAUCUAUUACACCAUACGGUCUGGGAUAAGUCGGUAAAAAUUAAUGAGUGACCUAGGGAAUUUCUGAGAUAGUAGCUGUUUUACUUUUAAUCGCAUAAUCUUGCAAAUCUGAUCGUUGAUGCCUUCUAAACAUUUGAUAAGGAUAAUUUUUGAACACGUAUGCUGACAUUGAUACUGUUGUUGUGGGUUAGCCUGUACGUAUUGUUUGAUCACGUGAUCGGGAGAUCCGAUUGUUGAUGCUUAUAACCAUUUGAUACGCAUAUUUUCGGACAUGCAUUCCGUACGCAUAUUGCUAUUUUAGGGUCUGCCUAUUGUUUUUAUCACGUGAUCGUGAAUAUUAGCCAAUACUUGUUUUUUUGUCAUUUAAUACGGAUUGAUGAGUAGGUAUAUUUGCAUGUAUACUAUCGUUGCUAUUAAUUACUGUUGAUAAGAGUUCUGCAUAUUAGAGUAAGUUGAUAUUAAAGUUGCUUAGAA